Messenger RNA from Priapulus caudatus, 2186 nucleotides. Its product is annotated as vacuolar protein-sorting-associated protein 25-like. The record is from RefSeq and is a predicted model, not a curated record. Gene Ontology annotation, molecular function: protein homodimerization activity; structural molecule activity. Gene Ontology annotation, biological process: protein transport to vacuole involved in ubiquitin-dependent protein catabolic process via the multivesicular body sorting pathway. Gene Ontology annotation, cellular component: ESCRT II complex. The transcript has 6 exons. NCBI's taxonomy places the organism in Eukaryota, Metazoa, Priapulida, Priapulimorpha, Priapulimorphida, Priapulidae. Bases 24 to 563 code for a protein of 179 amino acids.
CACCGCUCAGCUUGUAUUAUAAUAUGGCUGCGCCCGUUGGUAAUUUUGAGUUUCCUUGGCAAUACAGUUUUCAGCCAUUUUUCACAUUGCAGCCGAAUUUAGACACGAGAAAAAAACAAGUUGAAGCAUGGUGUUCUCUCAUAUUAGCAUAUCACAGGCAUGAAAGGCAGUACAUCUUAGAUGUGGUGGAAUCACAGAAUUCACCACUCUUCUGCAACAAAGAGAUAAAUCGGAAAUUACGUUUGGAUGAUGUACAAUACUUAUUAGAGGAGCUGCAAAAGAAAGGGAAUGUUGAAUGGUUGGACAAAACUCAAACACGAUGCUAUAUUCUAUGGAGAACAAUUGAAGAAUGGGGUACAAUACUAUAUGGAUGGGCCGCAGACAAUGGUAAACAGAAUACUGUGUGCACACUAUACGAAAUCACCAAUGGAGAAGACACAGCAGGAGAAGAUUUUCAUGGGCUGGACACCAACAUUCUUCUUCGCGUUUUGCGUGCACUGGAGAGACAGAAAAAGGCCGAAGUGUUCUCCCUAGGUGAUUCAGAAGGAGUAAAGUUCUUUUGAGAUAAUCUUGAACGCCAGUUUAUCAAUAGAAUUGUGGUAAAUUAUGGUGUUUAUGGUUAAAAUACACUUAACUGGUUUUCGAUCAAUAAUAUAUGGAAAGAAUAGCUGCAUAUAUGCCUAUUAUUUUCUGGAAUAGGUCGGUUUGGUCUGUACCUGUUAACACCACAGUGUGCUACAUCAAUUUGCACCUGGUCUUUUCAUCGCAAUUGCUUGAAAUGUGUUAUCGUAAAUGUAAAUUAGUAAUUCACUGUUUGCAGUCUACAUAUUCAGUAAGAAGUAUUUUGGUGAAUAAAUAAUUUAUAAUCAACAGCGGUCAGUCUACUAAGAUCGAGUGAAAUAGUGAAAGUUAUCUCUAACGGUAGUGAUCACAAUGUUAAAUUUGUAAUGUCAGUGAGCCUAAAAAUGUAGAUGUGCACAUUUUCAAAAUCUAUGUUGCCCCUCUGAAUACAUACAGCAUUUUGUUUGAGCUAUCUUGUGGGCCUUUUUUAGGUUGGCGGCAGAGGGUUGAGCUUGAGGGUUACUUACUCUUGAGAAACAUUUGAUUAUGUUUUUAAUCUAUUUCAUAGCUUAAAUUUGUUUAUUUUGUGUGGUUAUCACAUUAUAUACAAUACUGCAUUUCAUUGUGGUUUAUAAACUGAAACAUUAGGGGAAAUGUGUAAAUAUGAUAUUUUCUUCCCCUUGUUCAUUUUUGUCAUUGUAUAUGUUACCAGAAACUGAUCCUGUUUUGAUGAUGAAGUACAUGCAUUCAGCUUAAAAAGCUAACUGUGGCAGUAUUAUCACAAAACUAUGCAUAUAUUAUGUAUAUAUAUUAUAUAUAUAUAUAUAUAUAUAUAAUUUAUUCCUGAUGCUAUGUAUACGUAGGUUUGUGAUAUUACAGUGUAGUCAUAUCCUAAAUAGGAAACAGAGAUAUAUCCAGAAUAAAUACGUGAAUUUAUAUUUCGUUAUAUCUAGUAUAUAGGUGCUCAACUGUCUUUUGGUUUUUGUGAGUAUUUUUUCUUACAUGCAUUUGGAAUUCUAUUAUGCACUUAUAGAAAAAUCUUGGACAUACCCAGUAUCAGUUGCAAUAUCACAAAGAAUAUUGACAAAUUACAUUCUUUCUAAUCAUUUGAAUUGUUUUGGAAUAUAUAUAUAUAUAUAUAUAUUAAGACAUAGUUCGUAGACAUUGCGUGUCUGUGUUUCAGUGUCUGAAGCAGGUUUACUCUAGCAAUGUGUUUCUCAUACUACUAUAUUACAGAAUUUUUAUCAUUCAGCCGGUUAGGCCCCACUAUGUUAUUUGAGGUGAACGAGUAUAUACUGAAUGCCGCAUUCUUUGUGUCGAAACGUAUUGCUGCAUUUAGUGUUUAGUUCACAUUGUGCAAUAUGGACUGACAAAAGAAGUUUAUAGAAAAUAAUUCUAUCAACGAAUUAUAAGUUUGCCGAAAUACUCCAUGUAAUAAGAGUGCUCUCUGCCUACGAAUAUAUGAAUAGGCGUGUAUACAUUGCGACGGGAAAAUUUUAGCAUAUGCGAAGAAUAAUGGCGUUUUGCUUUUGUUGAUUUUGUUAUUUCUCGUUGAUGUCGCGUGGGCGCACAGGUGCGCGAGUUUACGUGUGAUUGGUGUGCAAUAAACCACAAUGAAUUUGCCA